AUGUGUGCCAGAUCUAUUGUGUUAUUGGGGUGUUUAUUUGAAGCUGUCCAUAGUCAAGAAGUGAGAUAUGCUCUGUUCACUUCUGGACCUACUUUUGGUUUUGACUCAUCAGAAGCUGUCCCAGCCAUUGAGUUAGCAGAGGAGAUGAUUAAUGCUGACAGCUCCAUUCUACCUGGCUACAACCUCACUCACACACCUGUGGUGGACACAAUGUGUGACAGGACUGUAUCUCUGAAUGAGUACUUUGAGGCCACUUUUCCGCUGCAACCAACCAUCCUCGGUCUACUGGGCUGUGGAUGCUCAGCUGCCUCUGAGCCUGUCGCAGAGAUCAUCCAUCAUAACAGCUUAUCACAGAUCUCUUACAUGUCAUCAUUGACUGGACUUAGUUACAGAGAACGUUAUCCUAAUUUCUUCCAAAUGCUACCUUCUGACAAUGGCAUAGCACAAGCUAUUGUUACCCUCAUGCAGAAAUUUGGCUGGAGACGCAUUGCCAUCCUCACUGAAGAUGAAAGUUUGUUUACAGAGGCCUAUCUAAGGGGGUACACUUAUCCCAAAUAUGCGUGGUUGACCUACGGCUGGUACCAGGACAGGUGGUGGACAGAGGAGGUGAACCCAGAGACAACAAACUGCACUGACAACCAGCUAGCAGAGAUCCUGCACAGAUCUCUCACCCUAGAGCAACUGCUUCCACACGGGAUUUCUGGUCAUGUAUCAAACACAGAACCUAUCACAGUGUCUUCAGCUUAUGAUGCCCUCUGGACAUUUGCUAUCGCACUGAACAAGACCAAUGAGAUGGUUCGUGGUCUGACAAGAGAGGAGAUAUUGAACAUGACUCAGUGUGGAGGGACUGAUGAGGAGACUGGUGUAGAGUGGGAGGUGGUGUCACUGGAGAACUUCACCUACUCCAAUCAGCUCAUGGGCUGCAUCAUCAGGUGGAACCUGGAGAGAACAGACUUUGUGGGAAUCUCGGGUCAAGUUGCUUUCAAUGACGAUGGUUCAAGAGUACAUAUUCAUGUGGAGGUAGAUCAGUACAGACUGAAUGAAGACAGAACUUCUAUUGCUUACAUCUUGCCUGUGAAUGAGUCUUUAGCUCAGCUUGUCUAUACAAGAACAAUGAAAGCAACCAGACUGUAUAUCCUAGUGAGUUCAGAGGGUGGUGUUCCACCAGACGGCACACCUGUCAUUGUGGAGGUCAGCUUUCAUUUGGCAUUGGUCGUGCCCCUCUACAUAUUGGCAACUGCUGGAAUUGUUUAUAGUACAGUAUGUCUGGUCUUCACCUUGAAACAGCGAAAGAAAAAGUAA
This is a messenger RNA of Halichondria panicea, 1302 nucleotides long. Its product is annotated as gamma-aminobutyric acid type B receptor subunit 1-like. NCBI's taxonomy places the organism in Eukaryota, Metazoa, Porifera, Demospongiae, Suberitida, Halichondriidae. The transcript is spliced from 8 exons. Gene Ontology annotation, biological process: gamma-aminobutyric acid signaling pathway; G protein-coupled receptor signaling pathway. Bases 1 to 1302 code for a protein of 433 amino acids. The record is from RefSeq and is a predicted model, not a curated record. Gene Ontology annotation, molecular function: G protein-coupled GABA receptor activity. Gene Ontology annotation, cellular component: G protein-coupled receptor heterodimeric complex; membrane.